Molecule: messenger RNA, 588 nt
Organism: Myotis davidii
Lineage: Eukaryota; Metazoa; Chordata; Mammalia; Chiroptera; Vespertilionidae
Product: ankyrin repeat and SOCS box protein 15-like
Exons: 1
Cellular component (GO): cytoplasm
Molecular function (GO): protein binding
Source: RefSeq, a predicted model, not a curated record
UGCACUGAAAUAUCUUAUCCCAGUAACAUCCACAAAUGCGAUCCGGAAAAGUGGGCUAACACCAAUUCACUCAGCAGCAGAUGGGCAAAAUGUCCAGUGCCUAGAACUGCUCAUUGAAAAUGGUUUUGAUGUCAACACUCCGCUCGCUGACCACAUUUCUGCGAGCUACGAUGAUGAGAGGAAGACUGCGCUGUAUUUUGCAGUUUCUAAUAACGAUAUCCAUUGCACAGAGGUUCUUCUGAAUGCAGGUGCGGAUCCAAACCUAGAUCCCCUCAACUGCCUGCUUGUGGCAGUGAGGGCCAACAAUCAUGAGAUCGUCCGGCUGCUUCUCUCCCAUGGAGCUAAUGUCAAUUGCUAUUUUAUGCAUGUGAACGACACGCGUUUCCCCAGUGCCAUUCAAUAUGCCCUAAAUGACGAGGCGAUGCUGCGGCUGCUGCUGAAUAACGGCUAUCAAGUGGAGCUGUGCUUUCAGUGCAUGCACGGAGACAUCUUCGGGAAUUCGUUUGUGUGGUCAGACAUCGAGGAAGAGGUGCUGCCAGGGUGGACAUCUUGUAUAAUCAAGGAUAACCCGGUGAGUUACAUCCUUUU